Molecule: messenger RNA, 1266 nt
Organism: Acytostelium subglobosum LB1
Lineage: Eukaryota; Evosea; Eumycetozoa; Acytosteliales; Acytosteliaceae
Exons: 2
Source: RefSeq, a predicted model, not a curated record
AUGGAUAUUGUUGAAGCAAAGAUAAAGGAUAGGUUGUCAAGGAAUCCAAGUGGAAUAUGUUCCUUUUGUGAACAAGUUAUAAACUUAUAUACAGAGAGCAGUCAUAUACUACAAUGCUUCUUCAUUCAUUUGAAACAAAUGAAGAACAUGUCCUGCGACCUAGAGUUCACCACUCGUCUAGACAACCGCGAGGAGGGUGUCAUCUACAUUCCUCCCAAUUGCCACAAGCUUGUCAAGAGGCUAUCCAAAGCAGUUGGCCAUAAUGGCAAGCCAUCACCAUCAUCAUCUGUUCAGCCAGUGCCAGCUGCACCUGCAUCAUCGAUACAAUCAUCAAUACCAGUCCUUGUCAACAACCCAAUACCUCCUCCUCCUCCUUCUCCUCCUCCUCCACAACCACAACCACAACGGCAACCACAAAUGGUAGUUCCACCAAUCAAUGAAGUGUCUGGUCUAGCAGAAGCGCAAAUGCCUAUCAUAUCCAAGGUUGAGAACCUCAGGACGACAAAGUGCAUAGUGUCACACAUCGUCAACCAUCACAAAAAGCUCUGUGCCAGGCAAAGCUUCCACUUUGCGGACAACCUUUACAUUUGCUUCGGUGACUACGAGUACUUCCUUUGUCGCAAGACACACUUUAGAGAGGACGACACAUUCAAACAGCUACUACAACUGAAUGGCGUUGGGCCACUCGAGGAUCCAGCCUGGAAACCAUCCAAGCCAAAGAUAGGCGCUCCUGGUUGCCACAUUGAAGGAUGCAGGGUUGUCCCGACUGGAUACUUUCGGAUCAAAGGCAUUGUUCCCAAUUGGAGCACCGUUGAUCCAGACAAAGUUCCAUACCUCUACUUCUGCUCCUUCUGCCAUCUAGACCUGUACCGAAGUUUGAUCAGAUAUGGAUUCAUUUCAUACUUGAUCACUUAUCUACCGAAUGCAAAGAGGAUGGUGGCGAUAAAAAAUAACAGAUCAUCAGCUCGUAAUGAGCUUGAGGAAGAGGAUGAUGGGGCGGAGGAGGUUGAAGAAGAAGAAGAGGUGAUACGUCCACCAACAAAGAAGACCACGCCAUUCAUACUUAGGAAGAAGAUAGAGGACAAGAAACACCAAGCCAAUCAAACUACUGCCCCACCUUCUGGCAAGCCAAGGAGGUCGGCAUUCAACACUGCUGUUGCUGCCUGCACCAAGCGAAAGGCUUCUCAUAUCGAGAAUGAUUACGUAUACCCUGGUGAGGAUGGUGAUGAUGAAGAUGAAGAUGAUGUUGAUGAUGAUGGUGAUGCU